Messenger RNA from Hyposmocoma kahamanoa, 291 nucleotides. RefSeq names its product leucine-rich repeat, immunoglobulin-like domain and transmembrane domain-containing protein 2. The annotation marks the transcript as partial. Gene Ontology annotation, cellular component: neuron projection membrane. Gene Ontology annotation, biological process: synapse organization. The record is from RefSeq and is a predicted model, not a curated record. The transcript has 2 exons. Lineage: Eukaryota; Metazoa; Arthropoda; Insecta; Lepidoptera; Cosmopterigidae.
AGGCCCGCGCGCAGAUCUCCGGCCCGACGGAGAAAUACCUCAAGCCGGGGUCAACGCUGCGGUUGCAGUGCUCGGUUGUGCAGACCACGGAAGCGCCAGCUUUUGUUUUCUGGUACCACAACAGUAGAAUGAUAAACUACGACGUGGAAAAUGGCGUCAACGUGACUACAGACCCUGCUCAGAGGCUAUCCGACUUGUUAAUACCUGCGGCCACGGCGCUGCAUGCUGGCAACUACACCUGUGUCCCGAAUAAUGCUGUCCCGGCUAGCAUAUACGUCCAUAUAUUUAAUG